Messenger RNA from Gilbertella persicaria, 456 nucleotides. RefSeq lists its product as uncharacterized. The coding region runs from base 32 to 196 and encodes 54 amino acids. NCBI's taxonomy places the organism in Eukaryota, Fungi, Mucoromycota, Mucoromycetes, Mucorales, Choanephoraceae. The record is from RefSeq and is a predicted model, not a curated record. The transcript has a single exon.
UUCUCUUGUUUUUACCUAUCAACUCAACAAUAUGCCUCACACUCCUAUAUCAAAACAAGAUGCUUCUCGCAUCCAAAGCACCCAAGCAAAAACUGGAAAAGAUACCGGUAAGGGUUCUUUCUCUUCUCGCGCUCAAUCUGCUGCUGAUCGCAAUGCCAAUACCAAUACUCAAAGCCAACCACAACCCAAAAAGUAACUCUUUUGUGUCUCUGCUUGUUUAAAGUCUAUGAAAUAAGGAGAUACACCUCUCUUUUUUUUUUUUUUUGAAUAAAACACUGUUUUGUAAUGUAAAUCUCUAGUUCAAACUGAUGCAAUACUUGUAUUUUCUUUACAUCACAGUAUGCUUUUUUCGCAUAAACCUAUACUAAGAUGAUACAGCUCUUUCUCUCUCUCUCUCUCUUUUUCUCUGCUAUAUUGUUUUCUAAAUCAUGUCUACUGACUUAACGUCAAAGCAUC